Messenger RNA from Drosophila hydei, 8151 nucleotides. RefSeq names its product voltage-dependent calcium channel type D subunit alpha-1 (gene Ca-alpha1D). The transcript is spliced from 33 exons. Gene Ontology annotation, cellular component: voltage-gated calcium channel complex; membrane. Bases 436 to 8046 code for a protein of 2536 amino acids. Gene Ontology annotation, biological process: calcium ion import across plasma membrane. NCBI's taxonomy places the organism in Eukaryota, Metazoa, Arthropoda, Insecta, Diptera, Drosophilidae. Gene Ontology annotation, molecular function: high voltage-gated calcium channel activity. The record is from RefSeq and is a predicted model, not a curated record.
CAACAGCAACAACAACACCAACAACAACAACAGCAACACCAACAACAGCAACAACAAAUUAACAAAUACGAUGCCUUGGAUAGUUCUAGUAAUAAAUUAAAUCAUAAAAACAAUAACAAUAAGGCUAAAGAUAAGGAUAGAGCUAGGGACGCGUGCAAGGAUUUGUCACCAGGCUCCACGGAUGAAUCAUGCUUGACCAAACAGCAACAACAACACCAGCCAGCCAACAGCAGCAGCAGCAGCAGCUCGCGCAAUGGAGCAACAACUUCAUCAUCCCAGCGUCGACGUCAGCUACAAUUUCAACGGCAGAAGGAGGCGAAACUUUAUGACCACAGCGAUGAGCCGACAGCAAAAGCAACAACAACAGCAACAGCAGCCACAGCAACAACAGCCGCAGCGACAACAGCAGCAACAACUGCCACAACCACCAGUGUGAUGGGCGGAGGGGAGCUGGUCAACUGCAUAGCCUACGAUGAUAAUACACUCAUAAUCGAGCGCAAGCCAUCGCCCACAUCUCCAGCCUCUGCCAGACGUUAUAUGAAAGCGGAGACACCAACCCGCGGCAGUCGCAAAUACAAUCGCAAAUCGACCACAGCGAAAAGCGAGUUGGAGGUAAUAAUUGUUAAGCCCGAGCAUCGUCAUCAGCAUCGUUCCCCAACGAUAACAUUGCCAGUGCCAGCAACAGCAACAGCAACAACUCCAGCAACAUCGGCAGCGGCAGCAACGUCGUCAGGUCCCACUGUGCUACAACAAAGCUGCAGUCCGCUUGAGGUAAUUGCAUUCAGCGAGGAGACGCCAGCGGCUAGUUCUAGUCGCAUACGUGCGGCUGCCAACAAUACAGAACUUGCUCUGAGCACGGUCACUAGCCAAAUUGUUAACAAUACGACCUACAAGCUCGACUUCAAGCAGCGCAGGCACAAAAACAACAACAACAACGGCAGCGAAGCGAACUCGGCGAACAGCAGCAAGCGACAACGACGCAAAUCCAGCUGCAAUUCGUGUGGCGGCACCGCCAGUCAACGCCUCACGCCAGAGGAGGCCUGGCAGCAACAGCCGCAGAACAGCGUAACCAGCGCUGGCAGCACCAACAGCAGCUAUAGCAGCGGCGCUCGGGACGAGGAGAGCAGCUACAGUGCAGUUGGCGGCGACAGCAGCAGCAGCAACAGUUGCAAUUGCGACAUCACCGGCGACAACAGUACCUUGCAUGGCUUUGGUGUUGGCGACAUCAGCAGCUUUAUAGGCGACGACGACUGCGAAGAGGACGACGACGAUCCGGAUAAUCCGGACGCAGCUGACGUUAGUUCACAAACUUUGCGCACAGCGGCAAUUGUUGCCGCCGUAGCAGCAGCAGCUAAGGAACAGGCAGCAACAGCGACAGCAGCAUCUUCUGCUGGCGGCGGUAAUACCGACUGUGAGAGCAUCAGUGAGAGGCGACAGGAUGCGGAUGAUGAUGCGGACGAUGAGAUUCGAAUUAUUGCAGGUGCAGCGCUCUGUGGAAACGAUUCGCUCGAGGAUGUUGGCGAUGUUGAUGACAAUGCCGAUGUCAUUGUAAGAAGGAAUACACGCAAUAAACGGCCCUCCAUACAGAGGACAUGUAGAAUAACCGAGGAGGACGACGACGGCGUUGAAAUAACCGACGACGACGACUACGACGAGGAAGACGAGCCCGAGGGCACAACAAUUGAUAUUGAUGAUCAAGAGCAACUGGCACAGCAGCAACACGACUAUCAGAAUCAGGACGACGACGACGACGACGAAGACGACGAGGAGGAGGAAGACGAGGAGGUCGACGACGACGACGAGGAGGCUGACGAGUAUUACGAAGAGGAGGAGGACGAUACUCAAGCAUUCUCACCCUUCUACUCCAGCUCCGCGGAGCUGAUUGACAAUUUCGGCGGCGGAGCCGGUAAAUAUUUCAACAUCAUGGACUUUGAGCGAGGCGCCGCUGGCGGCGGCACCUUCACGCCCAAUGGCAACGGAGGCGCUGCCGGUGGCGGUGACAUGUCCAACGUCCACAAUCCGCAAACGGAUCUGGGCGGCGGCAACAACAUAAUGGGCAUCGAUGCCAUGGGCAUUGCUAACAUUCCGGAAACUAUGAACGGCACCACAAUCGGACCCAGCGGCGGCGGUGGACAAAAAGCUGGCGCCGCCGGCCAAAAGCGUCCACAGCGACGCGGCAAGCCGCAGCCGGAUCGACCACAAAGGGCGCUCUUCUGCCUGGGCGUCAAAAAUCCUAUACGAGCGCUUUGCAUACGCAUCGUGGAAUGGAAACCAUUUGAGUUCCUUAUUUUGUUAACCAUAUUUGCCAAUUGUAUUGCCUUGGCCGUUUACACGCCUUAUCCGGGCAGCGAUUCGAAUGUAACGAAUCAAACCUUGGAAAAAGUUGAAUAUAUAUUCCUAGUUAUAUUCACAGCGGAAUGUGUUAUGAAGAUUUUAGCAUAUGGUUUUGUGUUACAUAAUGGUGCAUAUCUAAGAAAUGGAUGGAAUUUAUUAGAUUUUACAAUUGUAGUUAUAGGAGCGAUAAGUACAGCACUGUCCCAUUUGAUGAAGGAUGCCUUCGAUGUGAAAGCGCUACGAGCCUUUCGUGUUCUGCGUCCACUGCGACUUGUCUCGGGUGUACCAAGUCUACAGGUUGUGCUUAAUUCAAUUUUAAAGGCCAUGGUGCCAUUGUUUCACAUUGCACUUCUGGUCAUAUUCGUUAUCAUAAUCUAUGCCAUAAUUGGUCUAGAGCUAUUCUCUGGUAAAUUGCAUAAGACGUGUCGCGAUGAGGUAACAGGUGAAUACGAGGAAGAAGUGAGACCCUGCGGCAUAGGCCGCAAUUGUCCCGAGGGCAUGAAAUGCUAUGGCAAUUGGGCCGGACCCAACUCUGGCAUUACGAACUUUGACAAUUUCGGAUUGGCCAUGUUGACUGUCUUCCAGUGCGUCACACUCGAGGGCUGGACGGAUGUCCUGUAUUAUAUACAAGAUGCCAUGGGCAGCGACUGGCAGUGGAUGUACUUCAUUUCCAUGGUCAUAUUGGGCGCCUUUUUCGUGAUGAACUUAAUUCUCGGUGUGUUGUCCGGCGAGUUCUCUAAGGAGCGUAACAAGGCCAAAAAUCGUGGCGACUUUCAGAAGCUACGCGAGAAACAACAAAUCGAGGAGGAUCUGCGCGGCUAUCUCGACUGGAUAACCCAAGCCGAGGAUAUAGAGCCCGAUGCCACAGGCGGCCUGAUGCCCGAUGGCAAGAACAAGCAGCCAAAUGACAUGGACUCCACCGAAAAUAUGGGCGAGGAGAUGCCCGAAAUGCAGAUCACAGAAUCACGUUGGCGCAAAAUGAAAAAAGACUUCGAUCGGGUCAAUCGACGCAUGCGUCGCGCCUGUCGCAAAGCCGUCAAAUCACAAGCCUUCUACUGGCUCAUCAUUGUCCUGGUGUUUCUCAACACUGGUGUGCUAGCAACGGAGCACUACGGACAAGUUGAUUGGCUGGAUGAGUUUCAGGAGUACACAAAUAUAGUGUUCAUUGGCCUCUUCACCUGCGAAAUGUUGCUGAAAAUGUACAGUUUAGGCUUUCAGGGCUAUUUCGUCUCGCUGUUCAAUCGCUUCGACUGCUUCGUGGUAAUUGGCAGCAUCUCUGAGACGCUGUUGACCAAAACUGGAAUGAUGCCUCCAUUGGGCGUUUCGGUGCUGCGUUGUGUGCGCCUCUUGCGUGUCUUCAAGGUCACCAAAUACUGGCGUUCGCUAUCGAAUCUAGUUGCUUCCCUAUUGAAUUCAAUACAAUCAAUUGCUUCGCUAUUGUUACUGCUCUUCCUGUUUAUUGUGAUAUUUGCAUUGCUCGGCAUGCAGGUUUUUGGUGGUAAAUUUAAUUACAAUGAAGAUGAGAAAUAUCGCACGAACUUCGAUUGUUUCUGGCAGAGUUUGCUCACAGUGUUUCAGAUCAUGACUGGCGAGGAUUGGAAUGCAGUCAUGUAUGUGGGCAUUAAUGCCUAUGGCGGAGUUUCCUCUUAUGGCGCUCUGGCAUGCAUAUACUUCAUCAUAUUGUUUAUUUGCGGCAACUAUAUAUUGCUAAACGUGUUCUUGGCCAUUGCUGUGGACAAUUUGGCCGAUGCCGACUCACUGUCGGAGGUGGAAAAGGACGAGGAGCCGCAUGAUGAGGGUGCCAUGAAGAAGUCGCACAGCCCCACGCCCACCAUAGACGGCAUGGAUGAUGAGCAUCUGAGCAUAGACAUGGAUAUGGAUAUGGAAAAUCACGAUAUGGAUGAUGAUAAGGAUCACGAAACGCUCUCAGAUGAAGAGGUGCGUGAAAUGUGCGAGGAUGAAGAAGAGGUGGAUGAAGAGGGCAUGAUAACGGCACGCCCACGCCGUAUGUCUGAGGUUAAUACGGCCACGAAAAUUCUACCUAUACCGCCGGGCACAUCAUUCUUUCUUUUCUCACAAACGAACAGAUUUCGCGUCUUUUGCCAUUGGCUCUGCAAUCACAGCAAUUUCGGCAAUAUUAUCCUCUGCUGUAUCAUGUUCUCAUCCGCCAUGUUGGCCGCGGAGAAUCCGUUGAGGGCCAACGACGAAUUGAACAAAGUCCUGCUUAAAUUUGAUUAUUUUUUCACGGCAGUUUUCACAAUAGAACUGAUUCUGAAAUUGAUUUCAUAUGGCUUCGUUUUGCACGACGGAGCCUUUUGCAGAUCCGCAUUUAAUCUAUUAGAUUUAGUUGUGGUCUGCGUCUCAUUGAUAUCUGUUGCAUUCAGUUCGAAUGCGAUUUCAGUCGUGAAAAUUCUACGUGUCCUUCGAGUUUUGAGGCCCCUGCGUGCCAUUAAUCGAGCCAAGGGUCUAAAGCAUGUUGUUCAAUGUGUCAUAGUCGCUGUUAAGACUAUCGGAAAUAUUGUGCUCGUCACAUGCCUACUGCAAUUCAUGUUUGCCGUGAUAGGAGUCCAAUUGUUUAAGUACGUGGUCAAGUGCGUAGUAGUCGCAAUUAAAACAAUUGGUAAUAUCAUGUUGGUUACAUAUUUAUUGCAAUUCAUGUUCGCGGUUAUUGGAGUGCAACUCUUUAAGGGUAAAUUUUUCUCCUGCUCCGAUGGCUCCAAAAUGGUGAGAGAGGAAUGCUUUGGAACAUAUUUGGUCUACGAGGGCGGAGACAUGAACAAGCCGCGUCUCAAGGAGCGUGAAUGGAAAAAUAACGGUUUCCACUUCGAUGACGUGGCCAAGGGCAUGUUAACGCUAUUCACCGUUUCCACCUUCGAGGGUUGGCCAUCUCUGCUCUACGUCUCUAUUGAUUCGAACAAGGAAGAUGGAGGUCCAAUACAUAACUUCCGUCCUAUAGUCGCUGCCUACUACAUUAUCUAUAUCAUUAUAAUUGCCUUCUUCAUGGUGAACAUCUUCGUCGGUUUCGUUAUUGUCACCUUUCAAAAUGAGGGCGAACAGGAGUACAAGAACUGUGAUUUGGAUAAAAAUCAGCGCAAUUGCAUAGAGUUUGCAUUGAAGGCGAAGCCGGUGCGACGCUAUAUACCCAAACAUGGUAUACAGUAUAAGGUUUGGUGGUUCGUGACGUCAUCAUCCUUCGAAUAUACCAUAUUCAUAUUAAUUAUGAUAAACACGGUCACACUGGCCAUGAAAUUCUAUCAGCAACCAGUCUGGUACACCGAAUUGCUGGAUGCUCUCAACAUGAUAUUCACUGCGGUGUUUGCGCUGGAAUUCGUCUUCAAAUUGGCCGCUUUUCGCUUUAAGAACUACUUUGGCGAUGCGUGGAACGUUUUUGAUUUUAUAAUUGUGCUGGGCAGCUUUAUCGACAUUGUCUAUUCGGAAAUUAAGAGCAAGAACACUUCGCAGGCCGCUUGUGAUAUAGUUGAGGGCUGCAAGGCCAAGGUCAAGGAGGCUGGCUCAAAUUUAAUUUCCAUAAACUUCUUUCGCUUGUUUCGUGUCAUGCGUCUCGUCAAGCUGUUGAGCAAGGGCGAGGGUAUACGCACACUGCUCUGGACCUUCAUUAAGUCCUUCCAGGCGCUGCCCUACGUUGCGCUGCUCAUUGUGCUACUCUUCUUCAUUUAUGCUGUGGUGGGCAUGCAGAUGUUCGGCAAGAUCGCUAUAAAUGGCGGCACGGCCAUAACGCGCAACAACAAUUUCCAAACGUUUCAACAGGCUGUCCUGGUGCUCUUCCGCUCGGCCACCGGCGAGGCCUGGCAGGAUAUUAUGAUGGCCUGCUCGGCUCAGCCGGAAGUGAGAUGUGACGAGCUGUCGGAUACGCCAAAUGCACAAUGCGGCUCAUCCAUUGCAUAUCCCUACUUUAUAUCUUUCUAUGUGCUCUGCUCCUUUUUGAUCAUCAAUCUGUUUGUGGCCGUCAUUAUGGAUAAUUUUGAUUACUUGACGCGCGAUUGGUCCAUUUUGGGGCCGCAUCAUUUGGAUGAGUUUAUUCGCCUGUGGAGCGAAUACGAUCCGGAUGCCAAGGGACGCAUCAAACAUUUGGAUGUGGUCACGUUGCUGCGUAAAAUAUCACCGCCUCUUGGCUUCGGCAAGCUCUGUCCGCAUCGCAUGGCCUGCAAGCGUCUCGUCUCCAUGAACAUGCCUCUCAACUCUGACGGCACGGUGCUCUUUAAUGCCACCCUUUUUGCAGUGGUGCGCACUUCGCUGAGCAUCAAGACGGAGGGCAACAUCGACGAUGCCAAUGCCGAACUUCGCGCCACAAUCAAGCAGAUAUGGAAGCGCACAAAUCCUAAGCUGUUGGAUCAGGUCGUUCCGCCGCCUGGCAACGAUGAUGAGGUGACAGUGGGCAAAUUCUAUGCCACAUACUUGAUACAGGACUAUUUCCGACGCUUCAAGAAGCGCAAGGAGCAGGAGGGCAAGGAGGGGCAUCCUGAUAGCAAUACGGUCACACUGCAAGCGGGUCUGCGCACGCUGCACGAAGUGUCGCCGGCACUGAAGCGUGCCAUCUCUGGCAAUCUGGAUGAGCUGGCCGAGGAACCGGAGCCCAUGCAUCGCCGCCAUCACACGUUGUUUGGCAGCGUAUGGAGCUCGAUACGGCGCCAUGGCAAUGGCACGUUCCGUCGCAGCGCCAAAUCUUCUCAGAGCAACGGCGCCCUAACCAUUGGUGGCUCCUCCCUAGCAGCUGCUGGCGUUGGGGGCAGCACCAUGGUUCUGGGCAGCGCCGACACUGCCGGCACAGAUUAUCUCUACGACAAUCUCAAUCGCAGUGUGGCCGACGGUGUUAAUCACAUCACGCGCAACAUUAUGCAAGCGCGCCUGGCGGCCAGCGGUAAGCUACAAGACGAGCUGCAUGCCAGCAGCGGCGGCGAGCUGCGCACCUUUGGCGAAAGCAUCUCGAUGCGGCCGUUGGCCAAGAAUGGCGGCGCAGCAGCAGCUACUGUGACUGGCACUUUGCCGCCGGAGGCAAAUGCAUUAUCUUAUGACAACCGCAAUCGUGGUAUUUUAUUGCAUCCAUAUAACAAUGUCUACGCGCCCAAUGGUGCUAUUCCUGGCCACGAACGCAUGAUCCAAUCGACACCAGCUAGUCCCUACGAUCAGCGUCGUUUACCAACUUCAUCUGAUAUGAACGGUCUAGCCGAAUCAUUGAUUGGAGGGGUACUCGCCGCUGAGGGUCUGGGUAAAUAUUGUGAUUCAGAGUUUGUGGGCACAGCUGCACGAGAGAUGCGUGAGGCGCUUGAUAUGACGCCCGAGGAAAUGAAUUUGGCUGCCCAUCAAAUAUUGUCCAAUGAGCACUCAAUGAGUCUUAUUGGCAGCAGCAACGGCAGCAUCUUUGGUGGCGCUGGUGGUGGUGCUGGUGGUGGCAGCAGCAGCAUUGCUGGUGCAUUCGGUGGCAGCGCUAGCGGACCAUCAUCGCUCUCGCCACACGAGGGUUCGGGCACUUUACAAUCACCACCGAUACCAGAUAAUCGUCUAAGACGAGUUGCCACAAUUACGACCACUAACAAUAAUAAUAAGUCUCAAUUUAGCCAAAAUAAUAAUACGAAUAAUAUAAAUAGUAGAACAAUGUCACCAACACAACAGCAACAACAACAACAACAACAACAACUAUCGCCUCAGCGUAAUUUGGGCAGUGAUCAGGCUAAUCCUGCCUCCUUCUCAUAGCAUACAAAUUGUAGUCCAUAUAUGCAAAAUGUCUUCUUGAUGGAAUUUUAAAUAUUAACAUUUAUGAACAUUUUUUUUGUAUCAUUUUUAGCAAGAACAAAAAAA